AUGGUGUGGCCAAUGCUUUGCUUUGGUUCUCAAAGACAAGACUGUGUAAAGCGAAAGCAACCGCUGUGUCCCUCUGUCAUCUCAGCAGCAGCAGUGGCUCCCAGUCCCACGGCUGCCCCGUGCGCUUCGCGGGACCUGAGCAGGUGGGACAAGCUCUUCAUCAUGCUGGAGGACUCCCACAUGAGGCAGAACAUGCUGCUGCAGCAGGUGGACGACAUGGUCCGGGUGCAGCUCCGCUCCCUGAGGGACGAGAUGAGGCACCUGGUGUCCUCCUCCGAGAGCAGCAGCAAGGCCUGCUGCACCAGAGCUCUGGAGGAGGGCAUCACCUGCUGCACAGCCCUGAGCAAGAGGAUGAGCCAAGGCUUCGAGCAGACCCAGCGACAGCUCCGAGAGGCCGAGGAGAGGUGCCAGAUGCAGAACAACACCACACUCCAACUGCUGCGGGAUAUACAAAGGACUCAGGCCGCGUGCCUGUCGAAGCUGGAGAGUGGCUACGGGCGAGGGACGGCUCUUCAAGUUCCCAUAAAGACAGUGGUGCCCACGCGUAUCAAGGAGCAGCAUGCAACACCAGCAGGAGGAACCAAGAUGGAGAUAACUCUCCUCGCCAUCGCGUCAGACCUCCAGAGGGUCCAGGCACAGUUGGCUGCACUUCAGCGUUCAUUAGUCUCUCAUUAGAUGCACAGAAAAUGUAAAAAUUAUGAAGCUCUGCUUAUCACAAUAAUUGUGACCAAAUGAAAGGCUGAAAUUGUAGUUCAUGUUAGCAGUGACAUUUCAUGCUUUAAAAUUGUUAUUUUUGUUUUGUCUGUAUUUCCUUCUUCAUGCUGUGAGUAAGCCCUGCUCUUCCCAAUGCCCACUAUAAAUGACUUUGCCACUGUAAAGCCUGACAUGCCAAUGGCCUUGAGCUCAUUCGCAGUCUCUGGGUUAAAGCGAGACAGAGAUACAGAUCAAAACAGUACUGUUCCCCUGUCGCACAAAAGAGAAUCCUCAAGAGCUCCAGAUUCUUCUAAAAAUGCGAUCUUCAAUGAACUGUUGGUGAUGCAUCUCGGAUGGCAGAGACAUGGAACAUGAUGAAGUGAAAGCCCAACUGGGAAACUCCAACUCCCAUUGUCAUUGUGACACAGCACUCCACAGCACACAAGUGUUCACUGCACGCUGCACACAACGAAAUUGCAUUUAUGCUUCACCUGUGAAAGGGGGCAGCCCCCAAUGGUGCCCCAAUGAUCAGUGUAGGACAGUGGAUGCACUCCCGCUGCACAUGUA
This is a messenger RNA of Engraulis encrasicolus (European anchovy), 1260 nucleotides long. RefSeq names its product pentraxin 3, long b (gene ptx3b). The transcript has a single exon. Gene Ontology annotation, molecular function: complement component C1q complex binding. NCBI's taxonomy places the organism in Eukaryota, Metazoa, Chordata, Actinopteri, Clupeiformes, Engraulidae. Gene Ontology annotation, biological process: innate immune response. Bases 1 to 675 code for a protein of 224 amino acids. The record is from RefSeq and is a predicted model, not a curated record.